Aspergillus costaricaensis CBS 115574 is the source of this 2692-nucleotide messenger RNA. RefSeq lists its product as uncharacterized. The transcript is spliced from 4 exons. Gene Ontology annotation, biological process: spliceosomal snRNP assembly. Gene Ontology annotation, cellular component: intracellular membrane-bounded organelle. The record is from RefSeq and is a predicted model, not a curated record. Bases 1 to 2508 code for a protein of 835 amino acids. NCBI's taxonomy places the organism in Eukaryota, Fungi, Ascomycota, Eurotiomycetes, Eurotiales, Aspergillaceae. Gene Ontology annotation, molecular function: phosphatidylinositol binding.
AUGCCCGACAAACGCAAACCGUCCGGCUCAGUCACCGGCUACUCUCCCUACGCGAAACGUUCCCGCCCGUCCUACGCCGAAGAAGAUGACGAAGAAGAAGCACAGCCGACCGUGACUCCAUACGAACGCCCGCGCAACCACCCAGUAUACGGCCAAAAGAGCGCUUUUCCGGGUCUAGACGUCGCGGGUGAUGAUGAGUUGUUCUACGGGCCUGCUGAAGAUGGCUUGGAAUAUUUGCGCAUGGUUCGAUCGGAAGCAAAUUCACUCCCUUUUUUGUUUACGGCACCGCAAUCGACGGAAACGCCUGUCGCGACGGAGCAGGGACAGGAGCAGGAGCAAAAUGGGGAGGAACCGCAACAACAGCAUGAGGAGGUGAAGGAUUCUUCAGAGCCUGUUCCUGAGGGGGUUGUUGUUGAUGGGGUCUACUUUGUUCCUCCUACGUCUAAGACCAACACUACUGCCGCCCCUGCUGCGAAUGUCGCCGACGAGGGCAUCUCCGAUGCCCAGUCAAGCUACUACAACCUUCUUCACCACCGCUUCCUGCUCAUUCGAUCGAUACUGAAAUGCACACCUCCAUCCGAGGCUAUCGCCGGGCUCGACGAAUCCCACCCGAUCAGUCUGCCGCGGCACUCGCGAAACGCGCGCAAGGAAUGGCGCCGACUACUCCUGGCGGUGGAUCCACAGACUGUACAGCUGGCGUGUAUGGAUAUGGAGAGUGUGCUGGGUGUACUGGAGAUCAUGGCGCGGUUAAUGUCGGAGAAUGUACGGAGUGGGGAUGCGCAACGGGUUCGACGCAUCGGGGCUUGGGCGUGGGGGUUGCUGGGGAAGUGUCGGGAUGUUGGCCAGUUGGGAACAGAGGAGGUUGGGGAGAUUCGGGAUCUGGGAAAGAGAGCUGUGAAGAUUCUGAGGAAGAUGAGGGAGGAGGAUGAGAAGAAGAUGCAGGAGGGAGACGGGUCGGAUGAGGAAGACGCUGAAGACGAAACGGGGGAAAACGCUGCAGAAGGAGAGGACGGAGCACAACAAGUGGAUGGGCCGAGUGACGACCAGGAUCACGAUAUGCAGGAUGUGGAGGAAGAGAAGCCUGCUACUGAGGAGGAGCUGGAGGCAGCCAAAGCACGACUUCAGGCGAAGCUCGCAGGUGGAGAGGAGCAACCCGCAGUCACCGAACCCGAGGUUGACAACGAAGAACCUACGAAUGAAGCGGCGACACAGACUCGCGCCAUGCUGGACAUGAUCAUCACGGUCAUCGGGGACACACGAAACCCACAAACCAAAGAAAACCCAACAAUAAUGCCCCCCACAACCCUCGAAAUCUCCAUCCCCACAACCAGCAUCUCCGCAACCCAACCCCCCUACACCCUCUACAACAUCACCCUCCGUCUGCCCCUCCGCUCAUUCACCAUCUCAAAGCGCUACUCCGACUUCACCACCUUUCACAACACUCUAACCUCCCAGACAAAUGCGCCCCCACCGGCCCCCCUCCCCCCGAAAUCCUGGUUCCAGAACACCAUCAACAACGCCACCCUGCGCGAAUCCCGCCGCGAAGCACUAGAAGCCUACCUGCGCGCGAUCAACGAAAGUGACGAUCCCCGAUGGCGGAACAGUCCCGCAUGGCGGGCGUUUUUGAAUCUUCCUAGCCUACCAUCCAACAACAAUAGCACUGGUGGUGGUAAUGGGGGCGCAAGUACACGUCUCCACGCAGCAAUCACCGACCCCGGCGACUCCGAAGGCGGAGGGAUCACGGACCCGAUUCUCUGGCUGGAUUGUUUCAGGGAUAUGAAGGGGCAUUUACAUGAUGCGAGGUUGUAUUUGACGAGACGGGAUCAGGAGACUACGCCGCAGCGACAGCAUGAGAGUUCGGCGAGAGCGAAGAGUGAGCUUGUUAGGGCGGGUGGGUUGAUUGGGAGUUUGGAGAGUGGGUUGAGGAAUUUGAGUAAUACAUCUACUUCUGGUGGGGAGGAGAAUAAUAAUGCAGGGUCAAGACCGGGUAGUAAACUCGGGCGCAGGAAUACCGCUACGACUGCUGCCACGGCGUGGAGCGUUAGUGGGAACAAUACCCUCGGGGAAGGGGAGAUGCGACGACGGAAGGAUCUAUUGAUUAACGCGAGGAAAGAGAAAGAUGGGCUGGAGGAUUUGUUGAAUGCUAUGGCGGCGAAGAGUCGGAUUGAUAGUGCGGUGGCGUCGAUUCAGGAUAAGGAGGCGUUGAUGGGGACGCAGGGAGGCAAGAAGGCGAUUAGGUCGUCUGGGAGGGUGUUGGGGAGGGAGACGGAGAGGACGCGUGAAUUGGAUAAUACUGGGGUGGUGCAGUUGCAGAAGCAGAUGAUGCAGGAUCAGGAUGUCGCGGUCGAUGAGUUGAUGAGGAUUGUUAAUCGGCAGAAGGAGUUGGGGAUUGCCAUUAAUAAUGAGUUGCAGGUGCAGAAUGAGUUGUUGAAUUUGGCGGAUGAAGAUGCUACCAGGUUGGGUGGGAAGAUUGAUAUCGGGAAGAAGAGGAUUGGGAGGAUUUCUUGAUGUGGAUAGGAUGCUAUGGUUGUUUGUGAUGUCUAUUUCUACUCAUGGUCCUGGUUGAUAUCCCCUAUAUUGUUCAUCGAAUUUGGUACUAUAUGUUAUGUGUGUUACUUUGGCACGGAAUAGGCCUUGUUACUUAGCGCACAGGAUUAUCGUGGAUAUUGUAAUCUAGCGAGCACAGUCAUGC